This is a messenger RNA of Neomonachus schauinslandi (Hawaiian monk seal), 2116 nucleotides long. RefSeq names its product tripartite motif containing 35 (gene TRIM35). The transcript is spliced from 6 exons. Gene Ontology annotation, molecular function: protein binding; zinc ion binding. The record is from RefSeq and is a predicted model, not a curated record. Lineage: Eukaryota; Metazoa; Chordata; Mammalia; Carnivora; Phocidae. Gene Ontology annotation, biological process: positive regulation of apoptotic process; innate immune response. Bases 26 to 1507 code for a protein of 493 amino acids.
GGUUUGGGAUCCGGCGGCCGGGGCGAUGGAGCUGGGUCCCGCCGCGUCCCCUGGGCCUUCCCGCUCCUUCAAGGAGGAGUUGCUCUGUGCCGUCUGCUACGACCCUUUCCGCGACGCCGUGACUCUGCGCUGCGGCCACAACUUCUGCCGCGGGUGCGUGACCCGCUGUUGGGAGGUGCAGGUGGCGCCCACCUGCCCGGUGUGCAAGGACCGCGCGGCCCUCGCCGACCUGCGCACCAACCACACCCUCAACAACCUGGUGGAGAAGCUGCUGCGCGAGGAGGCCGAGGGCGCGCGCUGGGCGGGCCACCGCUCCCCGCGCCUCUGCCGCCCUCACCGCGGCCAGUUCAGCCUCUUCUGCCUCGACGAUAAGGAGCUUCUGUGCUGCUCGUGCCAGGCCGACCCCCGGCACCAGGGGCACCGCGUGCAGCCAGUGAAAGACACUGCCCACGACUUUCGGGCCAAGUGCAGGAACAUGGAGCACGCGCUGCGGGAGAAAGCCAAGGCCUUCUGGGCCAUGAGGCGAUCCUACGAGGCCAUUGCCAAGCACAAUCAGGUGGAGGCUGCCUGGCUGGAAGGGCGAAUCCGGCAGGAGUUCGACAAGCUUCGCGAGUUCCUGCGCGUGGAGGAGCAAGCCAUCCUGGACACCAUGGCCGAGGAGGCGAGGCAGAAGCAGUGUCUGGUGGAGGAGAAGAUGAAGCGGCUGGCGGAAGACACCGAAGCCCUGGCCCAUGAGAUUGAGCGGCUGCAGGUGGAGAUGAAGGAGGAUGAUGUUUCUUUUCUCAUGAAACACAAAAGCCGAAAACGCCGCCUCUUCUGCACCAUGGAGCCAGAACCGGUCCAGCCCGGCAUGCUCAUCGACAUCUGCAAAUAUCUGGACUCCCUGCAGUACCACAUCUGGCGGAAGAUGGUCACGUCUGUUGAAUCCGUGCCCUUCAGCUUCGAUCCCAACACCGCGGCCGGCUGGCUCUCUGUGUCCGAUGACCUCACCAGCGUCACCAACCAUGGCUACCGAGUGCAGGUGGAGAACCCGGAACGCUUCUCCUCGGCGCCCUGCCUCCUGGGCUCCCGCGUCUUCUCCCAGGGCUCCCACACCUGGGAGGUGGACCUGGGGGGGCUGCCGAGCUGGCGGGUGGGUGUGGUGCGGCUGCGCCAGGACGCCGGCGCCGAGGGCCACUCGCACAGCUGCUACCACGACACCCGCUCUGGCUUCUGGUACGUGUGCCGCACGCAGGGCGUGGACGGGGACCACUGCGUGACCUCGGACCCGGCCACGUCACCUCUGGUCCCAGCCAUCCCUCGCCGCCUGCGCGUGGAGCUGGAGUGUGAGGAGGGCGAGCUGUCCUUCUACGACGCCGAGAACCACUGCCACCUGUACACCUUCCACGCCCGCUUCGGGGAGGUGCGGCCCUACUUCUACCUGGGGGGCGCGCGGGGGGACGGGCCCCCUGAGCCUUUGCGCAUCUGCCCCCUGCGCAUCACUGUCAAGGAGGAGCUGGAUGGCUGAGGCCGGCCAGAGCCUGCCCCGCGCCACCUGGCACUUGGGUCAUGGUCCUGCUUCUUUUGUGUCCGUCUUCCUCAAGCCGUGCUCACCUCAGUACCUCUGAACCGUCCGCCUCCUUGCCAGGAUCUGCCUGCUGACCAGUCCUGUCCUUUUGCUGUGGCUCCAGGCCCCAAGCCGCCUCCUUCAUUUCUGAAGUCAUCCAGGGGACACCUCACUCCCCAGAGUCCUGGCCCCUUCAGGAUGUGAAUUUUCUAACUCCCAAUUCCAGGAUGUCUGGGGAUGACGUUUGCUUCUAGAAGAAUGGGCCCAUUUUAGCAUGUGGGUUUUAUUAUCUGGGUAUGGUGAGGCUGCAGUGGGAAAGAGUUGGUUAUUUACAAUUCCCAAGAGGAAGGCCCCACCACGUGGGCCGGGGGAGCCACCAGGGAAGCACCAGGCCCCUUAGGAAGCAGAGGGAGUUGAGGAAGCACCAGGUAGGAGACUUUGUUGUGGUUUUAGUGACAGAACAGGCUUGGGAGGGCUCUGUCUGGGUAGACAGGUUUGUGAUCUGGUUGGAAUAAUUUUGGCGGGCUCUGGGGCAGAGGGGCUGCCCCCAGUUGUCAGGGAUGACGGGGA